GCAUUCGAAUUUUAGUUCUUGUAAUCAUGAAUGUGAUUGGAGCUGUGAUUUUGUUAGCGCUUCUGUGCGUUCCUAUGUUAGCAGAGGUGUGGAAAAUCCUUCCCAGUCCGCCCCGAGACAGACGAGUCUGCCGUCCAACGAAACCAUGUGCAUGGGUAAUAUAUGAACCUGACACCAAAAGAUAUUAUGGCUAUCUUAGGACCAAAUGCGACUGCAGAAGGAACCAGAGGUGCUCAUUAAAUAGGGAGAUUCCUGAUUUAUUUCGAUAUGAAUAUCUCUGCACACUCCGAAAUGUAACGUCGAGGCGAAACCGGACUCGGACAUCUGAUUCUGAAAACACGACGGAGACUGAACUCCUUGUCCAGACUGAGAUUUUGUGGAAUCUUACCUCUUCCCCAAUCAUGGAUACAUGGAAUGAAACAACUCCAGUGACUAAUUCGACUUUCGGAAUUACGUUCAUUGCAUAAUUCUGCCUCCUCCUGUUCUUAAUGUUCAGUUUUAACUUGCUUUUAAUUAUUUUAAAUAUUUGUAUACUUCAGCUAGAAUAAAUUUUAAACGAUUUUUAAGGACAA
Messenger RNA from Stegodyphus dumicola, 572 nucleotides. RefSeq lists its product as uncharacterized. Lineage: Eukaryota; Metazoa; Arthropoda; Arachnida; Araneae; Eresidae. The record is from RefSeq and is a predicted model, not a curated record.